CGCUUUGUUUUCGAACGCUCUUCCCUGUCUAUUCUAGGUUCCCGGGUGGAUUCGUCCUGCGUUUUUCACGGUCCCACAACCCACCCACCCAAGAAGCUUAUCUUCUUCGCUUUACACCAAUUAAGAUUUCACUUUCAUUAUAUUACCUAACAAAUAAUGGGAGUUCAUGGGCUUUGGAAGUUACUGGAAUGCUCAGGAAGACCUAUAAACCCAGAAACAUUGGAAGGAAAAAUUCUUGCUGUUGAUAUUAGUAUUUGGUUGAAUCAAGCUAUAAAAGGAGCAAGAGACCGUCAUGGGAAUUCCAUCCAUAAUGCUCAUCUCCUCAUAUUGUUUCGCCGACUUUGCAAACUGCUUUUCUUUCGGAUCCGCCCUAUUUUUGUUUUUGAUGGAGAAGCUCCUCUAUUGAAGAGGCAAACUUUGGCUAAACGAAAGCAGCAAAAAGAAGCUGCAGUUACAGAUUCAAAGAAAACCAAGGAGAAGCUUUUGAAAACCUUCCUGAAACGACAAGCAAUCAAGGCUGCUUUAGCAGGCAAGAGCAAUGCUCAAUUUCCUAGUCUUGCAGAGGUGAGAAGAGAAGAGGUGGAUGACAUUUAUGUGCUCCCUGCUUUACAAGAAGAUAAAAAAAAUAGCUCGGAAGAGGAAGAUGAAAAAGAGUGGGAAGAAAGGAUGACCCAGAAGAAAAUAUUGCAAGAAGAAUUGCUUGAAAACCCUCGUUCUGUUGAUGUUGAAUCAGACGAUUUCUUGAGCUUGCCUCCUGAAAUAAAACAUGAGAUCCUCACUGACAUGAAGGAAUUCACCAAACGAAGAAGAACAUUAUUUGAAGCCAUGCCUGAGGAAUCCAAUGACUUCUCCCAGUAUCAGCUCAAGGGUUUGCUUAAGAAAAGCAGCUUAAAUCGACACAUAGAAAAAGUGCAGAAGGAGAUGAAUGAACAACACUCUGGCCAAAUCCAGCACCAGUAUGAAGAAGAUGGGGGUUUCUUGAAAGAAUUGGAAACCAGGAGGGUUGUAUCUGAAGAUACCUCUCAUUACAUCCUAUUAAAAGGUACCCAGUCCAAAGGAACUACUUCUAGUUCUGUGACAUCUGCAAUCCAUUCUUCUACAAUGUCGAAAGAUUUAAAACCUAGCAAAAAUGUCAACGACAUGCAAGUUAAUACAGUCUCGUGUGACCUUUCAAUGGAAUCAACUAGUAGUACUUAUGCAACACCCCCUUCUCCAAGAACGAUGCUUGCUAUCCAGGCUGCUAUUUUGGGAAGCGGUUCAGAAGAUGAGUUGGAAGAUGGAAGCAAGAACCACCUUAAUGUAGACAAGUGUGAGUCCACGCCCAGUGUAGACAGAGGUAACAUGUCUCCACGAACUAUCAAGGCUAUUCAGCAGGCAUUAUGUGAGGAGGAGGAGGAGGAGGAGAUUAUCACAGCACCAUUUAUCAAUAGGACUAAUAUUACUCAAGGAGAAAGAACAUCCAUGAAGGACCAUCUUGCUAGCAGUUCAGAUGACGAAGAAGCAGUUCCUGAAGAUCAGAAUGAAAAACAACCUUUACCAGUACAGAAAUUGGAAAAUAGAAAUAUUAAAAAAAGCCCAUGCAUUCCUGCUGUGCAAAAAAGACUUUUGCCUGGGGCAGAAAAUGAAGAAAAAAGUGUGGAAACUGGGAUUUCUCAAAUAGAUGCAAGCCCUGGACAAUGUCAGAGUCCAAACAACAGCAUAAAGCAGCCAGAAAUGUCUUUGUCUCCAAUUCCAUCAGUUGGCUCAAGUCAUUCAGGUUUUGCAGAGUUAGCCCAAACUGGAAAACUUCAGUCUUUAAAGGAAUUGGCUAGCCAUUCAGGAAAAAACGUAUCCUGUACACAGAAUGAAUUUUUGUUUCCUUUCAAUAUCCCUCAACUUGAAGAGUGCGUGGAACAUCAGUCACGGUCUGAAGAAAGUGAUUCUGAUGGUAGCUUCAUUGAAGUAGAGACUGAACCAAGUGGUGAACAAGAUCGAACAUCUGAGACAUCACUUACCUCCACUGAAGAGGAGGUUGGAGUGGUGUCUGAAGCUUCAUUGGGAAUGAGAGAGGGGAGUGAGGACGCUUCAGAGAAUAAAUCAGAAAAUGGUGAAGAUGCAGAACUUGCUAUGGAGCAAAAUGCUGGAAUGGAAAGCACAGAGAAAGCUGAAAUUAAUGAAUGGCAGAAUAUUAGUAUGGAGGAUUUGGACGUCUUGGAAACCAACUUAUCUGUUGAACAAACAGCACUUCAAGCUCAGAAACAGCAGCAGGAACGUACGGCUGCCACGGUGACAGGACAGAUGUUCUUAGAGAGUCAGGAACUUCUGCGCCUCUUUGGCAUUCCAUACAUCGAAGCUCCGAUGGAAGCAGAAGCUCAAUGUGCUGUCUUGGAUCUUACUGAUCAAACUUCUGGGACAAUCACAGAUGACAGUGAUAUUUGGUUGUUUGGAGGACGUCAUGUGUACAAAAACUUCUUCAAUCAAAGCAAGUACGUCGAAUAUUACCAGUUCGUGGACUUCCAAAAUCAGCUAGGCUUGGAUCGAAACAAGUUGAUUAAUCUGGCCUAUCUCCUGGGCAGCGACUACACUGAGGGCAUCCCUAAUGUUGGCUAUGUAACUGCAAUGGAGAUUUUGAAUGAGUUCCCUGGACGUGGACUGGAGCCUCUCUUGAAACUCCUGGAAUGGUGGACUGAGGCUCAAAAGAAUAAGAAAAUACGUCCCAAUCCAUAUGAUACUAAAGUGAAGAAAAAACUGCGGCACGUAGAAAUUGCUCCUGGUUUCCCAAAUCUUUCUGUGGCAGAAGCUUAUUUGCACCCUGUGGUGGAUGAGUCAAAGGCAUCCUUUGCUUGGGGAAGACCUGAUGUGGAACAAAUUAGAGAAUUUUGCCAAAGUCAUUUUGGAUGGACUAAGUUAAAAACUGAUGAAGUUCUCUUUCCUGUUCUCAAACAACUGAAUAUUCAACAGACUCAGCUGCGUAUUGACUCUUUCUUCAGACUGGCACAACAUGAAAAACAAGCCAUCAAGAGUCAGAGGCUUCGCCGAGCUGUGACCUGCAUGAGGAGAAAAGAGAAGGAGGAAGACGACAGUGAAGUCCAGGAGGCAACUGCUCUCCUAGAAAAAGAAUUGAAACAGAAGAAAGGGCAGGCACUCAACAAAGGAAGGGCUGGAUGCCAGAAACGAGGAAGCAAACGGAAAAAAUGUCCGCCGCCUGAGCAACAGAGCGUUCUGAGUGGUGGCUUCAUAGGAGAGGUUCUGCUCUCGGAGGCAUCCAGCGAGUCUUCAGCCAGUGAUUUGGAGAAUGAAGCUUCCAGAAAGCACAGUAAAGGGGAGAAUGCAAAGAUGCUCGAAACGAACAUGGCAAGUCACAAGACUAGCCUAAAAGUUGCAUCUGCACAAAGUGAAGCAAGGAGUAGCAGCUCCAGUGCAGAGGAAGAAAUGCAGAUGGUGACAGCCAGGCCAGUAUUUGAGGGCAAAAAAGCACGAGGCAAGACUUUAAGGAGAAAGCGGAAGAAAUAAUGCUAGCUGAAAACAUAUAUGAGGCUUUAAAAAUUAUCUCAAUCUCGGCGACUUGAAGAUAUAUGAGCUUCAAGGCUGGCUGGGGAGUUCUGGGACUUGAAGUCCACGCAUCUUCAAGCUGUUAAGAUUAAGAUACAUUGCAUUAUUGUACAAAUAUUUGCUUCGCUAGAAAGAUACUAUUUUCCACUUUCUUUAUCAAUCUCCAUCUCCUAUUUAAUUUUGAAUACAUUGAGACUGUUCACAUACUUAAUAAUGGCAUGGUAUGAAUUUAAAAAAACUUUUAAAAUAGGAAACAUCUCCUCAAGAAAGCCUCUGCUAAGGUUUGUCAGUUUUGAGAAUUAUCUGAAGCUGAUUUGUGACCUGUAUGAUUUUCAGAAUGAAAAUGAAUUCAAUAUAUGGUGCUUCUCAUCUGACAUUAAGCUUCACACUUCACAAAAACAAAAAACACAUGUGGCCUGUGGUUCAGAGCUUUUGUAGUUCAUUAGUAGGAAAUAAGUGGGACAGCCUAAUUUCCUUCGUAUCUUGCCAUGCCACUUUUAUUAAACAUCAGUUUGUGCAUUUUGCAGUGCAGAGAAACUUCAAUGGAGAGAGUUGAUCAUUUUGGAUAUUAAACAAAUGAAAUGGAAAUGAGAUAUCAAACAAGGGAUGUAAGUAAAUUGAAGAAAAAGCAAAGAUUAGACUCAAAGUUUAGAUGAGAUUUAAAAUUCAUUUUCUGUGUAGUUAAAUUAUGAAAUCUGCUGUGUCAGUCUGGUUCAUCUUCCUUCAGAUGCCUAAUAUAAAGAAAAUUCCGCACACAUUAUUUGUAGACAAAAAUGUGCAAACUAUACAAACUCCUGUUUUCAUUUCUUGUUUUGUACAUUUUGUAUAUUUGUUGAAUUAACUGAAUUCCUCAUAUUAACUGAAUUUCAGUUUUCUGUCCAAACACACUUACAUUCAUCUAACAACACACAAGAAGCAGAUGAAAUACAAAACUAAACUUUAACCACUAAGAAGAUGGUUGUUAUAGGAUGCAACAGAAUAAUAGACAUUUUGGAAUUAAACUGUCAAACCAAAAACAAAAAAUUAUAUGUUGAUUAUGUUGAAUUUAUAAUUAUUUAUCCAAAGGAUUCUUAAUAAAGCUUAAUAGAAUAUAUACAGCAGUAUGAUUCAUUAUCAGUCUAUUGGAUUAAUAAAUACAAGAUCCAAAUAUGGAUAUGAAACUUAUUUCAGGCAGAAAAUCUAUUUCCUGAAACAAGGAGCUUUAACAUCAUUGCUAAAAAGAUCAUUUAUCUGCGGAUUUAUUUAACAAAAAAUAAAGAUUUAUUUAAGAACAAUUGCUCAGACUUGGAGAAAUAUAAUGCUAAACAUUACAAGUUAGGAAAGGCAGAAACUCUCUUUGAUAGGAAAAAUUGUGGGGGUAAAAAUGCAAAUCUUAACUUUUUGAUCUAAAAGAUCCCAAUAAAAAUGGAUGAAAAUGCACUAAAUGACUGGUAGUAAAAAACAAAAAGGUAUACAUGACUUAAGAAACUACCCAAAAUAAAAUUUAAAAACAAAAUAUAAAACUUGAAAGAAUAAAUAGACUAGUAGCAGCAAAUUGUAAGUUAGUUGUAUUACCAGGCUAGUGGUAUCUCUUAGAUAACAUUAGAUUAUAUUAUGGCUAGAUUGCUUGUGAGGAAGGAGUAGGGAUUUUAAAAGGGUUGCACAAAUAUGCCUGACAGAAGCAGAAAAAAAUAAUAAUUUUAAAAUAUGAGACAAAUGGAAACAUAAUCAGUUCUAUCUGUAAUCUCUUCUGCUUGAGCUAAGAGUUGGGCUAAAAGAUCCCUCAAGGUCAAAUCCAUCUCUGUUAUUCUGUUAUCUAUUGCCCCUUGCCUUGGUAACAAAUAUUUUUAUGGAGAAUAUACAAAGAAAUAUCCGUGAAGGGAUAAUCAUAUAAUUGCAAUUUUAUUACUAAAGCAAUCUUUAAUUGUGUUCCCUUAUGAAUGGCCAGAAUCAUUUGAUUGGCUUUAAUAUCUACAGAUAAGUAGCACCUUCCCGCCCACUAGUGUUCAAAAAGAAUUAUGAAAACAAGAUAAAAUGCUUAGAGAUCUAAGUUUCAAAAUGUAUUACAUUUAAUUAAGAUCAUUUAUUAGAGCUUAACUAUAAAUUGCAGGGAAGUUUGAUUCACAAAAUGAACAAGUUAAAGAGUGAUUAAAUGAAUGCAGAAUUUAAAGAGAACAAUCAAUAUGCAGCAAUAAGAAUAUCAAUGGAAUAAAAAUAUUGAGUCAAUACUAUCCUCAGAGAAAAUUGGUAUCAGAUUUUUUUCCUUCCAUUCAAUCAUAUCUGAUUCUCAGAGACACUUCUCGGAAAGGCUUUUUAGAAGUGAUUUGCCAGUGCCUUUCUAGGGUUCAGAGAAAGUGACUUGCCUGAGGACACCCAGUUGGCUUCAUGCCAAAGUAGGGCUAGAAUUCACAGUCUCCCUGUUUCUACUCUGAUGCCUUAGCCACUACAAUUUGGUUCUCAUCAGUUGUUUUACUGGUGGUGUAUUACUCUAAUGUUGAUUAUUAGAAUAGACAAUUUGUUCUUAAAAUAUUCCUGGAAAUGUGCUAGUGAUAUUGGAUCAUUUUUCCUUUGUGAUGUUAUGUCAUGUAAGGUCCAACAGUUGUGGAAAAUGAUUUAUAAUAGAAUGAAAUAAAUGUUCCACUCCAGCCUGUCAGAUUUUUGUUAAUAUUGCUAAACUUUAUAUUCUCAUAGGGUAUACUGAUUUGGGUUUGUACGUGUAACAACUGCAAGAAUUUUGUAUCCUUCUGUAUGACUUCAACUGAAAAUACAAUUUCUUCCAUAGAAGAUUGAGAAAGCAAAUUGUAGGAGUAUAUUCUACUAUCUUAAGUUAACCCUGUCAGCCUAUUGUAACAAAAAAACAAAACAAAAUCCAGCUUGGUAGGUCUUUAUCAGACAAAGAAAUUUUAUUAAAAACAAA
Messenger RNA from Ahaetulla prasina, 6427 nucleotides. RefSeq names its product ERCC excision repair 5, endonuclease (gene ERCC5). Bases 157 to 3492 code for a protein of 1111 amino acids. Gene Ontology annotation, cellular component: nucleus. Gene Ontology annotation, molecular function: single-stranded DNA binding; DNA endonuclease activity. Gene Ontology annotation, biological process: nucleotide-excision repair. Lineage: Eukaryota; Metazoa; Chordata; Lepidosauria; Squamata; Colubridae. The transcript has 16 exons. The record is from RefSeq and is a predicted model, not a curated record.